CAAUUUCUCAUUUACCCAUUUAUCUGCGCCGCCGACCGACAAAAAAAAUCUCGGAGAAACCUAACCGGCGGGAGCCAUGCGUCUUCACUCAGCAAUUACUCUCCGAAAUUUGUUCACCAGAAAGUCUCUCCGAAUCCCACAGAUUCCAAGCAUUACAUCUUCUACGAUUCUCAUAAACUCGCUUAGCAAUGUCUCUGGUAAUCUCGGAUCUCCAUAUUCGAAAUCCAGUCUCUCCGAAACAUCAUCAGCUAGCUCUCUAAUGUCCCGGAUCCCAAACGCCUUCCAGGAGAAUCAGAGAAGAUACGGCACCGACACUAGCGGUGGCUCACCUGUAGAUGUAAACAAAGUAGUGGACGAGAUUAAUCUCAAGUUCGCUGAAGCUCGUGAAGAGAUCGAAAUGGCUAUGGAUGCGAAGGAGACGGUUUACUUCAACGAAGAAGCAGAGUGCGCUAGAGCCGCCGUGGCAGAGGUUUUGGAGAUGUUCGAAGGUUUGCUCGGGAAAGUAACAGAGAAAGAGAAAGCGUCUCUGCAGCGAUCCAUGGGACUCAAGAUUGAACAGCUAAAAGCUGAGCUUCAACAACUGAACGAAUGAUCGAUCAAUUGAUCAUUUUUGAUUCUGUGGAGAAACGAAGAGGUCAAAUUCAAAACAUUGAGUGAAGAUUGCAAUGCUUAAGCCUCUAUUGUUGCUUGCUUCUGUGACUACACACUCUUUUCAUUAGAGGAAAAAAACUUGAAACAAUUUAUUAUGUUACUAUUUCAGUGAGCUUCGUUGUGUGUUUUGAUCUUUACAUAGAUACAUUUGUUUCUGUAAAAGAACAAGAAUUAUCAGGAGGAAGAAAGAACUUAAACA
This is a messenger RNA of Arabidopsis lyrata subsp. lyrata, 850 nucleotides long. RefSeq lists its product as uncharacterized. The record is from RefSeq and is a predicted model, not a curated record. The transcript has 2 exons. Bases 77 to 592 code for a protein of 171 amino acids. NCBI's taxonomy places the organism in Eukaryota, Viridiplantae, Streptophyta, Magnoliopsida, Brassicales, Brassicaceae.